This is a messenger RNA of Sphenostylis stenocarpa, 1845 nucleotides long. NCBI's taxonomy places the organism in Eukaryota, Viridiplantae, Streptophyta, Magnoliopsida, Fabales, Fabaceae. The record is from the annotation of a GenBank genome assembly.
AUGCUGGACGGAGAAUCCUCUGUCUUGGCCGGCGGUCAACCGACCAUGGACUCCUCUUUAAGCCUCUCUGGUCAACCACUAUCCCUUGGUCUUUCCCAAGUUAAACAUCAUGAUGACUCAACCAAGAAAGAUCCCCGCAAAAUUGCUAGAAAGUAUCAGUUGGAGUUGUGCAAAAAAGCUAUGGACGAAAAUAUAAUUGUAUGUUUGGGGACAGGGUGUGGGAAGACCCACAUAGCUGUGCUUCUUAUGCAUGAGAUGAGUAAUUUGAUUUCGAAACCGCAGAAGAACAUAUGUGUCUUUCUUGCCCCUACAGUGGCUUUAGUUCAUCAGGUUUGGACAAAAGUUAUAGCAGACUCUACUGAUUUUAAGGUUGGAACUUUCUGUGGAAGUUCCAAGCGCUUGAAAGGUCAUCAAGACUGGAAGCAGGAGAUUGAACAAUAUGAGGUUCUUGUUAUGACCCCACAAAUAUUACUCCACAACUUAUCUCAUUGUUUCAUCACGAUGGAAAUGAUUGCACUUUUGAUAUUUGAUGAAUGUCAUCAUGCUCAAGUCAAAAGCAACCAUGCUUAUGCAGUAAUCAUGAAAAUUUUCUACAAAAGUAAUUCCACAAAGGUUCCCCGUAUAUUUGGCAUGACUGCAUCCCCUGUGGUUGGGAAAGGUAACAUGACAAUUCUUAUUUUCAAAAAGUUGAGUGCUAACAAGAGCCAGGUUAUUUGUUUGCCUCAAUUGCCUUUCAAUAUUGUUGAAUUACAGGAUUUAGGUGCUUCUAGUGAAGAAAAUCUAGCAAAAAGCAUCAAUAGUCUUGAACAUAUUCUUGAUGCAAAGUGUUUGCAUGGGGCUAAGAUUUAUGGAAAUGUAGUAUUUGGGAUCCAUACAAAGAUAUUGGUGCUGAGCUCUGCUGAAUUCUUUGUAUACACUGUUGACGACAAUGAAUUGCAAUCUUGUGUGACCACUCCGGUGAUUAAUAUAUAUCAUUAUGCUUCAACUACAAGGGCGGAAACUAGCUUGUACUUGAAAAUUGAGGAGAUUAAACGCCAGUGCAUAACAACCCUUGGUAGGAGUAUAGAAGAUCACCAAAAACGGAUGAAUACAAAGAAACUCCUGAGCCGGAUGCAUGAUAACGUGGUUUUCUGUCUAAGGAAUCUUGGCAUUUUGGGAGCACUUCAAGCUAGUCAUAUUCUUCUGAGUGGUGAUCAUUCUGAGAGGCAUGAAUUAGUGGAGGCAGAAGGAAAUUCAAGUGAUGACUCUCUGUGUGAUAAAUAUCUUUCUCAGGUUGCUGAACUAUUGACAUCACAAAUUGUGACUGCAAGAUCCCUGUCAUAUAUACUCCAGAAGCUAAAGCUUCUAAGACAAUGGAGAAGUGAUUAUCUAGUAGGAGUACAUGCUGGACUGAAGAGUAUGUCACGAAAGACCAUGAGCAUCAUUGUUGAUAAGUUUCGCACUGGAGUGUUGAAUUUGUUGGUUGCAACCAAAGUGGGUGAAGAAGGACUUGACAUUCAGACGUGUUGCCUUGUCAUACGAUUUGAUCUUCCGGAAACCGUUGCUAGCUUUAUACAGUCAAGAGGCCGUGCACGUGUGCCUCAGUCUGAAUAUGCUUUUUUGGUGGACAGUGCCAAUAAGAAGGAGCUUGACAUAAUUGAAGGUUUUGAGAAAGAUGAACACCGAAUGAAUAUGGAAAUUACUUCUCGAACAUCUGAUGAGACAUAUAUCAUCCCUGAGGAAAGAAUUUUCAGAGUUGAUUCGUCCGGUGCUUCUGUUAGUUCUGGAUGUAGUGUCUCAUUGCUUCACCAGUAUUGUUCCAAGCUUCCACAUGAUGAGUAUGAACCAAAUUAUAUACUCAACUAA